AUGAACAUUGAUGGAAAUGAAGGAUUUAAUAAACGAGCUGAAUUUUUUAAACUAAGUGCUGCUCUAGAUAUGAUAGGCAGACUGCAUCUGGAUUUAUUUCAUCAAGAACGCUUAUUACUGAAUUUAGUGGAUGUCAAAUUAAAACUUAUUCGCAGUAAACCAGAAUUUUGCUUAAUGGCGGAAAAUGGUGACUACAAAGUCGCACUUGAACACGUUUCACUUUUCGUGCGUAAAGUUCAUGUUAGUCCAGCUGUUUCACUAGGACAUGCUAAAGCUUUGGAAAAAGGUUCUGCAAAAUAUCCCAUUCAAAGAGUUCUAUGCAAAGUAUUUUCCAUUCCUCAAGGCAAUAUGUCUUUUGUUCAAGAUAAUGUAUUUGUGGGUCAGAUGCCCAAACGUAUCAUUGUGGCUUGUUUAGAUAACGAUGCCUUAAACGGAAAUUAUAAAAAAUCGCCUUUCGAAUUUAAGCAUUACCAUAUGAAUUUUAUAGGGGUUUACGUGGAUGGGCAGCCUUUACCUUAUAAUCCAGUUGAGCCUAAUUUUGAUCAGAACAAUUAUAUUAGAGCAUUCCAAAGUUUAUUUCUUGGAACUACUAACAGAGAAGACCGAGGAAUUGAUAUAUCCAGAGAAGAUUAUGCCAAAGGAUACACAUUAUUUGCAUUCGAUUUAAGUCCAGAUUUAUGCGAUGGAGAGCAUUUUAAUCUUAUUCGUCACAGCAAUUUAAGACUUGAAGUGAAAUUUGGUGUUGCUUUGGAACAGACAAUAUCAGUUCUCGUUUAUGCGGAGUUCGAAAGUGUUCUUGAAAUAAAUAAGUCAAGGACUGUUUUGUCAGACUUUUAA
This is a messenger RNA of Stegodyphus dumicola, 837 nucleotides long. RefSeq lists its product as uncharacterized. Gene Ontology annotation, cellular component: cytosol. Gene Ontology annotation, molecular function: ribonucleoside-diphosphate reductase activity, thioredoxin disulfide as acceptor. The record is from RefSeq and is a predicted model, not a curated record. Gene Ontology annotation, biological process: deoxyribonucleotide biosynthetic process. Lineage: Eukaryota; Metazoa; Arthropoda; Arachnida; Araneae; Eresidae.